This is a messenger RNA of Rotaria sp. Silwood1, 246 nucleotides long. The record is from the annotation of a GenBank genome assembly. NCBI's taxonomy places the organism in Eukaryota, Metazoa, Rotifera, Eurotatoria, Philodinida, Philodinidae.
AUGGCUAGCUCGUCGACCUUCAUUAAAGUUGGUUUUGAAGGUUCAACAACAAACGGCAAUACUCGGUUUCACUUAAAUGAUCAACAUGCUUUAUCGAUGUCUGAACUCUCAGAAACGUUUCCGGGUAUUAUUGGUCUUAAAUAUCGUUUUGCGGAAUCUGAUGGAUGGAAAUUAGUGAUCAACAAAGAUGCUGAUGGCAAUUUAAAACCGGACGAUUGGGAUACAUGGCAUUGCAAUAUAGUUUAA